Messenger RNA from Plasmopara halstedii, 228 nucleotides. RefSeq lists its product as uncharacterized. Bases 1 to 228 code for a protein of 75 amino acids. The record is from RefSeq and is a predicted model, not a curated record. The transcript has 4 exons. Lineage: Eukaryota; Oomycota; Peronosporomycetes; Peronosporales; Peronosporaceae.
AUGAUGGGCGAACUUGGCAAGGUAAUCAAGCAGAACUGGCUUGAUGGAUCUCGUGAUGCAGAGGCACAACAAGUGCUACGCCGACAUACUAAUCAGACGGAGUGGCAGUGCGCUAAGCCUCUGCGACUUAAAUUUUCGUUUGACACGGCUUCAAAGAGCCCGUGGCAAGUCGCAGACACGAACGAGAUUUACUCUUGCAAAUUGAAACGCUCGGAAGAGAGAUCUUGA